Molecule: messenger RNA, 3232 nt
Organism: Nelumbo nucifera (sacred lotus)
Lineage: Eukaryota; Viridiplantae; Streptophyta; Magnoliopsida; Proteales; Nelumbonaceae
Product: DEAD/DEAH box RNA helicase family protein
Biological process (GO): double-strand break repair via homologous recombination
Cellular component (GO): chromosome; nucleus; cytoplasm
Molecular function (GO): four-way junction helicase activity; ATP binding; nucleic acid binding
Source: RefSeq, a predicted model, not a curated record
GCACAUUAUUUGGCGGGAAAAGCGUCACGCCGCGCUGUUGGUACCUCCCAUCUUUCCCCAGAACAACGAUGGAAUCCGAUUCGGACUCCGAUGGUUCUCACAUCUCUGCAACUCCGCCUAGAGGAGAUCCAAAAGCUUCACAAGCUCAUCAUCUUUCUCCUCUCAAAAAAUCUACUAUUAAUCGGCACGGGAUUUCGUCUUGCACAAACUCUAUUUCAAGACAGAAGCCCGUCUCCUCAAGGCAGAAACCCCUGAAAACCAAAGCCAAAACCAAAACCAAAGCCGAAACCAAAACUAAAGAACCUGAUGAUGAUCCGCCACCAAGGGUUUUCCCUUCCGCUGAUUUCUCAACGCUGCCCGGUGUACCUAUUCAGAUUCGUCGCCCUUCUGAUCGAGACCUGGGUCCCUCGGCGUCCAAUUCCACGGAAACUCUUCGGCAAGGUCAUUUUGCAAAUUGGGCAACUUUCUCUUUCUCGAAGGUGCGACGGGUCAAUAUAGAAACUACCGAAGAAGAUGAAGUGCAGCCUUCUCUAUCAAUUUCACGGCCUGAGACUGGAAACAAUGGUGAUCGCAAUGAGCGUGGGGAGAGCUCUGCUGAAGCCGUUCCUUUGGACAUUAAUAACGAAUCUGCUCAUCUCAGUAAUUCUACUAAACCUUUAAGAAAACAUCCUAAUUCUAUAGGAGGCAAUGUACCACUACCUCUGAAACGGCGGAAAUGCGGUGGCGAAGGGAAUUUUGUUAGACUUAAUAUAAACGGCCGCGGGCGCAAGUUCACCAGCAAGGGAGGGAAAAGACGGAUAUCAAAUUACUCCACGAAUCGGAGAUAUUGUUCGAGAAGUAAGAGAAAACCCAGAAAAGAAGGCGAAGCUGAAGUGGAUGGGCUUUAUGACGAAGGUGGUUUAGUUUCGGAGACUCUAAGACAGAAGCAGGAGCAGUGCAAGCACGGGCGGUUCAGUUACGAAUUAAUUGAACAAGCCGUCUCAGAUGCUCGAGAUGAACCAUCGGAUGAGAACCUUAGGAAGCUGUUGAAGCUAACCCAUGGUUAUGAUUCCUUCCGCGAGGGACAGCUGGAGGCAAUCAAGCAGGUGAUUGCAGGUCAAUCAACAAUGCUGGUUUUGCCAACUGGGGCCGGAAAAUCACUGUGCUAUCAGUUGCCCGCACUGAUUUUACCUGGGUUAACUCUUGUUGUGAGUCCACUGGUAGCUUUGAUGGUCGAUCAACUAAAGCAGUUACCUUCAAUGGUUCAGGGUGCCCUCCUAUGUAGCAGUCAGUCAAGUGAAGUGACUUCUGAAACACUACAGCAGCUUCGGGAAGGACGCAUUAAGGUUCUUUUUGUUUCUCCUGAGAGGUUUCUAAAUGCAGAAUUUGUAUCAAUUUUUGGGACUACUCUACUUGUAUCACUUGUGGUGGUAGAUGAAGCUCACUGCAUUUCUGAGUGGUCUCAUAAUUUUCGACCAUCAUAUCUGAGGCUUAGGGCGUCAUUACUUCAGGCCAAGCUCAGUGUUAAGUGCAUUCUUGCAAUGACUGCAACAGCAACUUGUAAAACUUUGCAUGCUGUUAUGAGUGCUCUAGAAAUUCCUCCAACCAGUCUCAUUCAGACAUCUCAGAUAAGAGAAAAUUUACAGUUGUCCAUAACUUUGAGUGGAAAUAGGAUGAAAGAUUUGAUGAUGUUGAUAAAGUCUGCUCUUCUGGCCGAAGUUCGGAGUAUCAUUAUCUACUGUAAAUUUCAGUCUGAAACUGAUCUACUUAGUAAACACCUUUGUGACAACAAUAUCUUUGCUAAGAGCUACCACAGUGGUAUCUCAGCAAAGGAGAGGAUCCGUACACAAGAAAUGUUCUGUUCCAACAAAAUAAGAGUUGUUGUGGCAACUGUGGCAUUUGGAAUGGGGCUUGACAAGGGUGAUGUAGGAGCUGUCAUUCAUUAUAGCUUGCCAGAAAGUGUGGAAGAAUAUGUUCAGGAGAUUGGACGUGCUGGACGGGAUGGAAGGUUGUCCUAUUGUCAUCUCCUUUUUGAUGAAACAACUUAUUUCAAGCUACGCAGUCUUUUAUACAGUGAUGGUGUAGAUGAAUAUGCAGUAAACAGAUUCCUAUCUCAAGUUUUCAGCAGCAACAUGGGUUCUACUGGAAAAGUUUGCUCCUUGGUCAAAGAAUCUGCAUCCAGGAAAUUUGACAUGAAAGAAGAGGUUAUGCUGACACUUCUAACAUACCUGGAGUUGGGUGAAGUACAGUACUUGAACCUACUUCCACAGCUAAACGUGACCUGCACUUUGUAUUUCCAUAAAACAUCUCCAGAUUUGCUUGCUGUCAAGGAUAUAUUGGUUGCAGCGAUUCUGAAGAAGUCUGAAACCAAACAGGGGUAUUAUAUUUUUGACAUGCCUACUGUGGCAAAUAGCACUGGGAUGACAAUAGCCAACCUCUCAAAUCAUUUGCAAAAAUUGAAGUCUAGUGGAGAGAUAACAUAUGAGUUGAAGGACCCAGCCUUUUGCUAUACAAUUUUGAAGAAUCCAGGAGAUUAUUGUUCCCUUGCUGCACAACUCACAAAAUGGCUAUCAGAGGUUGAAAAUUGUAAGGUAAGGAAAUUAGAUGCUAUGUUCAAUGCUGCAACCUUUGCCUCAAAACUGUGCCCCAAAAUGGAUGGUUGCUCUGGAUCUCUGCAUACUGCAUGCUUGCAGAGGAGGAUUUUUUAUUAUUUCAGCAAAGAUGAUGACAGAAGUUCCAAUAUCGCAAAUAACAUGGGCCAUGGAAGCCCAUUCUUGCGAGCAGAUAUAAAGGUGUUUCUGCAGAGCAGUUCACAUGAAAAAUUCACACCGAGAGCAGUUGCAAGGAUAAUGCAUGGCAUUGCAAGCCCAGCAUAUCCUUCUACUACUUGGUCCAGAACUCAUUUCUGGGGAAGGUAUAUGCACAUAGACUUCCCAGCUGUAAUGGAAGCAGCAAAGAUGGAGCUCAUGAAUUUUGUCGGGAAGGAUGUACUAUAAACAAGGUGUACUGUAAUCUUUUGCAGCAACAAAUCAGGAGAGUGAUUGUACUUGAGGUGCUAAUUUGUAAUGGUUUGUAAGGAAACAGAUCGGGAGGUAGGUCUCUUGAGUUUGUGACUGGGAAGAAGGGUCACUACUCAGUAGCCAAUGUAAAGUGGUGGCCCCUCCCGUUUUUUCAAAUAUAAUGUUUAAUUUCUAUGUGAAAAUGUGAAGAAAAUAAUUAGAGUUUAUGUAGCCCCAAAAAAUAUUAUUUUUUC